This is a messenger RNA of Pseudopipra pipra, 2569 nucleotides long. It is a transcript of the gene CERS3, whose product is annotated as ceramide synthase 3. Gene Ontology annotation, biological process: ceramide biosynthetic process. Gene Ontology annotation, molecular function: DNA binding; sphingosine N-acyltransferase activity. The transcript has 11 exons. Gene Ontology annotation, cellular component: membrane. NCBI's taxonomy places the organism in Eukaryota, Metazoa, Chordata, Aves, Passeriformes, Pipridae. The coding region runs from base 1343 to 2488 and encodes 381 amino acids. The record is from RefSeq and is a predicted model, not a curated record.
UUAGCUUGGCAUUUACCAUGUAGCAUCUUUAAUCUUGUAAUAGCCUCCUUCAUAGGUGGUGAGUGCUACCCAACAAAUGCUCCUCAGAAAGGAUGAACGUGUUUUCCCAUUUAUUUUUUUUUGGUAGCAGUCCCACACUUGCUCCAGUCAAACAAACUUGUUUUUUGCUGUUUACUGUAACAGUGAAGAAAUUGUGGAUUUAGGCAUAAGAAAGGUGUUGCUGCCAGUUGGCUACUCCAUUACUGGCACAGGAUUAGCCAAGUGAUAUAUGAAUCAGCUUGCUCUAGGCUUUCCUAAUUGGCAGAGGGUUCCUAAAUCCUCUGCUUGGUUCACAGCAGUGGUUUGUUCAGAUGUGGGAAAUUAUGGAGAUCAUUUAAAGCAACAGCAAAGCCAUACUCCUUUCUGAAAUAAUCCUUCAUGUUUAAUGCUUCUCUGGUGCAUCAGGUGAUUGAAUACUGCUCCCAGUUUUAUGGAAGGACCAAAGACCUGCAAUAGCUGCAAGAUACAAAACCUCAAAGAAAAAAAUAAACCUGUGUGAGCAAACCCACACUUUUCUCUGGGGGGAAAUAAAUGAACAGGAUCCAAAUAUUGCCUGGGUCACACAUCUCCUUUCACUGCAGGCUUAUAGAUUGAAAUGAAAGUCUCAAUGCUCCAAAGGAGUUGUGGAAAUGAAGGCCUUGGGGGGGGGAUGCUCUCCAGAGUUAUUUCCAUAGACACCAUCUGUGGUUUAGGAAGUCUUGGAGCCCAGACCAGUGAAGGCUGGGAGCAUUAUCAGUCACUGUUCCAUGUUUCUUCUGUUCUUGUGCUCCCAUGUCAUGGGUUGAUGUUUGCUGACUGCAGAGCAGGAAGAAAGGGCUAAUAAGAGGUUUUCUUCUCCCUUUCUAACAAUAUUCUGCCCACCAGAAUGCAAAGUAAUGCCAACCCUCCUGAAAGCUGUUAUUUAGGAUUUGAAAUUGUUGAGAGCUGCUGAGGGGUGACUUUCAUCCUGAUUCCUUAGUCAUGGAAUUAAAAAAAAAAUUAAAAAUCACAUAGGUUAAAGUAAAACUGAUGUGUUUAUAUGGGAUCUGUAACCAAACACACACUCAGUGUGUGCUUCCCUCGGAAAUUCCAUUUUAUAUCUUCUGAGGAACUGGAACACUUGUAAAACAUUCAGUGGAUUGAGGCUGGAAAUAUUGCUGAGACUGGUCAAUAGGAGCAGAAACCUUUCUCUACCUUUAUUUAAAACCCCACUCUUCAUCUAACAAUACCUCUAAAGGCUGUCAGAGUGAAGGGAUGCGUUCGGCUUUUCCUGCCCCCUCAGAGGCGCCGCAUCCUCCCCGAGCGCGUGUGGAGCAACACAAGCAUGGCCUACAUAUUAAAGACACUCAACAGCUGGUUCUGGUGGGAGAAUAUCUGGAUGCCAAUCAAUUGUACAUGGGCAGAUUUUGUAGACCGGGAUGGCCUUGUCUUUCCCAAACCACAUCAGUUAUAUGCCACAAUUCCAUAUGCUUUUGUAUUGCUGAUUAUCCGAUUCUUCUGUGAAAGAUAUGUUGCCAUUCCUCUGGCAAAAGCCUUGGGUAUAAAGAAUGUAAGACGUGUGAAGCCACAGCCUAAUCCUGUUUUAGAGAGUUAUUUCCGGGAGUGCUCAAGACAUCCAUCCCAAUCAGAGAUUCAAGGCCUUGCCAAGAAGUGCAACUGUACUGUCCAUUUGGUGGAGAAGUGGUUUAGGAGACGGCGGAACCUUGAGAUCCCAACAGUCCUUCGGAAAUUCCGGGAGGCUUUCUGGCGUUUCUCAUUCUAUCUGACAUCCUCCAUUGUUGGAUUUAUAUUUCUGUAUGAUAAACCCUGGUUUUACGACAUCUGGCAGACGUGGGUUGGAUACCCGUUUCAGACCGUGCUGCCAUCCCAGUACUGGUACUACAUGGCUGAGAUCGGGUUUUACUGGUCUCUCUUAUUUACCCUUGGAAUUGACAUCAAAAGGAAGGAUUUCAUGGCUCACGUUGUCCAUCACUUGGCAGCCAUCGGGUUGAUGAGUGGCUCUUGGUGUGGCAACUACGUGCGCCUCGGGACUCUGGUGAUCUUUGUGCACGACACUGCAGAUUUCUGGCUCGAGGCAGCCAAAAUGUUUAAUUAUGCUCACUGGGAGAAAACCUGCAAUAUACUCUUUAUCAUCUUCUCUAUUGCAUUCUUCAUCACCAGGAUCAUCCUGUUCCCCUUCUGGAUUCUUCGUGCCACACUCUAUCUGCCAACCUACUAUUCCACGACUCCUGUCAUAGCCUAUUUUUUAUUCAAUGGGAUGCUGUUGACCCUCCAAGGCCUGCAUUUAUACUGGGGUUACUUAAUCUACAAGAUUUUGAAAAGGUUCGUUUUCCUAAAGGACUUGAAAGAUGAUCGGAGUGAUGAAGAGGAGGAAGAUUCUGUCACAGAUACUGAGGAGGAGUCCACAAAGAACGGCAGCAAGAGCAGCAGUGGGUCAAGCAAACACCUCCUCGGUGGCAGUCACCACUAGCCCUGUCCUGCCCCACCUCCUGCAGUGAUUUCUGCUCUGGUUUCAGCCCAACCUACAGGAUAGAAUUUGAGUCAAAAGGCU